UUUUCUUUUGUACACGCGGAAAAGAUGCGCGCCCACUGGUUUCCCACAGGUUGUAAAUUCCAGGUCGUCUUUCUCUUUCUUCCGCCGCCUCAUUCGAACCGGAAAUAUCGAAGACUAUUAAAGGGGAAGCCUACCCCUUGCCUUUUGAAAGUCAGCAAGCGUUUCUAUAUUUGCUCCUCUGUUUCAUUGCAGUUUUUGUUAAAAAAUUUCUAGAUUCUGCGUUGAUUGUGAUCAAAAGAUGGCAGAAUCUAACCAACACUCCUCCUUUGAAUCUGUCAGAAAGUGGGUUAUCGAGCACAAGCUUCGCACCGUCGGAUGUCUAUGGUUGAGUGGAAUAACGGGAUCGAUCGCUUACAAUUGGUCAAAGCCUAAUAUGAAAACCAGCGUUAGGCUCAUCCAUGCCAGGUUGCACGCACAGGCACUUACACUUGCAGCGUUAGCGGGAGCUGCAGCGGUUGAGUACUAUGACCAAAAGACCAGCAACACUAAUGCCGAACGAUAUCCCAAAUUUAUUGGCGUAGAUCCCUAUUUGCACAAGAAAUGAAGGGGUCCAUCGUGCACGAAACUCCCUACGAUGAUUAGUCUAUGGUUGUUUCCUCUUUCUUUUUCAGAUUUUUUGUCUUUUUUAAGGGGCCCCUAAGGUUUCGGGGUUUAACAAUUGUGUUAAAUUCUAACAUGAGUGUUGUGCUAGCUAACAUGAUAGUACUUGGUAUCAUUUUGAUUCAAAUUAAAGUUUGUAAUAUAAUGUUGUAUUGGGAAAAAUUGAGUUUACCUAUUAAAGUGAUAUAAAGAUGGCGUGUCAUGACACGUAGAUUGAUCAAAGA
Messenger RNA from Nicotiana attenuata, 824 nucleotides. RefSeq lists its product as uncharacterized. The coding region runs from base 239 to 544 and encodes 101 amino acids. NCBI's taxonomy places the organism in Eukaryota, Viridiplantae, Streptophyta, Magnoliopsida, Solanales, Solanaceae. The record is from RefSeq and is a predicted model, not a curated record. Gene Ontology annotation, biological process: mitochondrial respiratory chain complex IV assembly. Gene Ontology annotation, cellular component: mitochondrial inner membrane. The transcript has 3 exons.